GGCCAAUCAGUAGCGCGUAGGCUUUUGUAACGUUCCCGGCGCCGCGUUUGAAUUCGAGGAGGAGCAGAGCCCUGCCAAGCCUCUGCCCAGACCUUGCUAGGUCCGCUGAGCAACUCCGGGAACAUGAGUGCGGCGGCAACUGCAGGGAAGCUGGCGCGGGCACCAGCCGAUCCAGGGAAAGUCGGGGUCCCUGGAGUUGCAGCUUCCGGGGCCCCGGCGGCUGCCCCGCCGGCGAAGGAGAUCCCGGAGGUCCUAGUGGACCCGCGCAGCCGGCGGCGCUAUGUGCGGGGCCGCUUUCUGGGAAAGGGCGGCUUUGCCAAGUGCUUCGAGAUCUCGGACGCGGACACUAAGGAGGUGUUUGCGGGCAAGAUCGUGCCUAAGUCGCUGUUGCUCAAACCGCACCAGAAGGAGAAGAUGUCCAUGGAGAUAUCCAUUCACCGCAGCCUCGCCCACCAGCACGUCGUCGGCUUCCACGGCUUUUUCGAGGACAACGACUUUGUGUUCGUGGUGUUGGAGCUCUGCCGCCGGAGGUCUCUCCUGGAGCUGCACAAGCGGAGGAAAGCACUCACCGAGCCCGAGGCCCGCUACUAUCUGCGGCAGAUCGUCCUCGGCUGCCAGUACCUGCAUCGAAACCGCGUUAUUCACAGAGAUCUCAAGCUGGGCAACCUCUUCCUGAACGAGGAUCUGGAGGUGAAAAUAGGGGAUUUUGGACUGGCAACCAAAGUCGAGUAUGACGGGGAACGGAAGAAGACCCUGUGCGGGACUCCUAAUUACAUAGCUCCUGAGGUGCUGAGCAAGAAAGGACACAGUUUCGAGGUGGACGUGUGGUCCAUUGGGUGUAUCAUGUAUACCUUGUUAGUGGGCAAACCACCUUUUGAGACCUCUUGCCUAAAAGAGACCUACCUCCGGAUCAAGAAGAAUGAGUACAGUAUUCCCAAGCACAUCAACCCUGUGGCCGCCUCCCUCAUCCAGAAGAUGCUUCAGACAGACCCCACUGCCCGUCCGACCAUUCAGGAGCUGCUCAGUGACGAGUUUUUCACUUCUGGCUAUGUGCCUGCCCGCCUCCCCAUCACCUGUCUCACUGUUCCGCCCAGGUUUUCAAUUGCUCCCAGUAGCCUGGACCCCAGCAGCCGGAAGCCUCUCACCAUCCUCAAUAAAGGCAUGGAGAACCCCAUGCCCGAGCGUCCCCGGGAAAAAGAGGAGCCAGUGGUGCGGGAGGCCAGCGAGGCAGUCGACUGCCACCUCGGCGACAUGCUGCAGCAGCUGCACAGCGUCAACGCCUCCAAGCCCUCAGAGCGGGGCCUGGUGAGGCAAGAGGAGGCUGAGGAUCCCGCCUGCAUCCCCAUCUUCUGGGUCAGCAAGUGGGUGGACUAUUCGGACAAGUAUGGCCUCGGGUACCAGCUGUGUGACAACAGCGUGGGAGUGCUCUUCAACGACUCAACACGCCUCAUCCUCUACAACGAUGGCGACAGCCUGCAGUACAUCGAGCGUGAUGGCACGGAGUCCUACCUCACCGUGAGUUCCCAUCCCAACUCCCUGAUAAAGAAGAUUACCCUCCUCAAGUAUUUCCGAAACUACAUGAGCGAACACUUGCUGAAGGCGGGUGCCAACAUCACGCCCCGGGAAGGCGACGAGCUAGCCCGGCUACCCUACCUGCGUACGUGGUUUCGCACCCGCAGCGCCAUCAUUCUGCACCUCAGUAAUGGCUGCGUGCAGAUCAACUUCUUCCAGGACCACACCAAACUCAUCCUGUGCCCGCUGAUGGCUGCCGUGACCUACAUCGACGAGAAGCGGGACUUCCGCACGUACCGCCUGAGCCUCCUGGAGGAGUACGGCUGCUCCAAGGAGCUGGCCAGCCGGCUGCGCUACGCCCGCACCAUGGUGGACAAGCUGCUGAGUUCACGCUCGGCCACCAACCGCCUCAAGGCCUCCUCGUAGCCCCCCCCCACCCCCCUGGACUGGCACCCUCCUCCCGCCCACCGGCACCUCGGCCCGCGCUGGUUAGAUCCCGUGGUGCUGUUUUAUGGGGUGUCCCUCAGCCCUGGGGGCUGGGGCGGAAGCUCCAUCAUCCCUGCAGGUGGGGCUGCUGUGUAAGUUAUUUUUGUACAUGUCCCAGUGUGGGUUCUGAGGCCUCUUCCCCUUCCCUCUCAACCCCACCAUAUGAAUUGUACAGAAUAUUGCUAUUGAAUUUGGGACGGUCUUUUCCUUGCCUUUAUAUUACAUUAAACAUAUAUGAAUCUUC
Molecule: messenger RNA, 2242 nt
Organism: Physeter macrocephalus (sperm whale)
Lineage: Eukaryota; Metazoa; Chordata; Mammalia; Artiodactyla; Physeteridae
Gene: PLK1
Product: polo like kinase 1
Exons: 10
Coding region: 124-1938 (604 amino acids)
Biological process (GO): mitotic spindle organization; protein phosphorylation
Cellular component (GO): centrosome; kinetochore; nucleus
Molecular function (GO): ATP binding; protein serine/threonine kinase activity; protein binding
Source: RefSeq, a predicted model, not a curated record